UAUAUCAUCAUCAUCAUUAUCAUUUACCUUUGUGCCAAACCAAACACUUAUCUUUCUUUCUCUCUUUAGGUGUGUUUUUUUUUAGGUGUGGAGCGAUUGUGGGUCAUUCUUAUUCCCUUUUUUGUUCUUUGAAAAAGAACUUUGAGCAAAAAAUAAUAAUGGGGAGGAAAUGCUCACAUUGUGGAAACAUAGGCCACAACUCAAGAACUUGCACUAAUUACAAUAUUAAUAGAGGCACUACUACUACUAAUGUGAAUAGCACCACCAUUAUGGUAGGAUCAGGAGGAGGUGGAUUAAGGCUAUUUGGAGUUCAACUUGACUCCCCACACUCUAUGGUCAUGAUGAAGAAAUGCCUUAGCAUGGAUUGCUUUGAUCCUUCUUCUUCUUCUUCUAAUUCACCUUUACCCACGGCUUCGGCUUCAUCACAUUCGCCUUCUUCCUCUUCUUUAUCUUCGUCUCGGGUCUCCCUCAACGACCUCAGCUCCGAAAAGACUGUGUCGGUUGGCUAUCUAUCCGAUGGUCUCAUUGCAAGAGCUCAAGAAAGGAAAAAGGGUCUACCUUGGUCGGAAGAAGAACACCGACGGUUCCUAAGCGGACUGGAGAAGCUAGGAAAGGGGGAUUGGAGAGGGAUAUCAAGAAACUUUGUCAACACAAGGACCCCUACUCAAGUCGCCAGCCAUGCUCAAAAGUACUUCCUCCGCCAGGCUUCUCUUCUUAACAAGAAACAACUACGCCGUUCCAGCCUCUUUGACUUGCAGGUUAGAGGCAAUCAGAACAAGAACGUACCACUACUACUACAACAAAAUCAAGAAAAAAGUAGUGAUAUACAGAUGACGACAAGCUCAGUCGUUAUUGAUCAUGAAGAACAUCAUCAAGAUCACAAUAAUAUAGAUUCAAGCCGCAGCAGCUCUUUAAAACAAGAGAACAAUAUUAAUAAUAUUAACGACUACUACUACAACGACAUUAAUCCAACGGUGGUCGACAUGAAGAAAUCAGCAGCAGCAUCAAAAUGUUCAUCACUUGUAGUAGUAGUGCAGCAUCCUACUACUACUACUACUUGUCAAAGUGAUAAUCUUGAUUUAGAACUUACACUUGCUACUGCUCCAAAGCCAAUAAUCAUAAUGGACCGCCAGCAAAACAAGCAGCAGUCAUCUACCACUACCCUUCAACUUGGCCCCGUUAUUAGUGUUACUUAACCACCACUUACUUACUUUGAGUUUCAUUUAAUUUUUCCCUACCAUUAAUUAAUUUUAUGUUCAAAAAAAACAAAGAAUAAUUUCUAAUUAUUAUAUAUAUAUAUAUCAUCGAUC
Molecule: messenger RNA, 1310 nt
Organism: Erigeron canadensis
Lineage: Eukaryota; Viridiplantae; Streptophyta; Magnoliopsida; Asterales; Asteraceae
Product: transcription factor MYBS3
Exons: 3
Coding region: 159-1196 (345 amino acids)
Biological process (GO): response to auxin; response to gibberellin; response to ethylene
Molecular function (GO): zinc ion binding; DNA binding
Source: RefSeq, a predicted model, not a curated record